Molecule: messenger RNA, 1509 nt
Organism: Scomber japonicus (chub mackerel)
Lineage: Eukaryota; Metazoa; Chordata; Actinopteri; Scombriformes; Scombridae
Gene: hhat
Product: hedgehog acyltransferase
Exons: 11
Coding region: 4-1509 (501 amino acids)
Biological process (GO): protein palmitoylation
Cellular component (GO): endoplasmic reticulum
Molecular function (GO): palmitoyltransferase activity
Source: RefSeq, a predicted model, not a curated record
CUGAUGUCAUCUACAUUAAAGGCCCCGUUGGCACCCCUGCCAUGGACAGAGAUCCUUGUGUAUUGGGUGCUGUCCUUCGGCUCUCAUCUGUACUCUUUUUACGAACUUCACAGAUUCUCCAAAGAACAUGAAGCAGGAUUAGAGAGAGGAUUCCUGUUGGAAAAAGGCCUGCUCCAGGGUUUUAAAAGGGAUCCUUCGGACUUUGAGUGGAGUUUCUGGACUGAAUGGGCUAAGAAGUCUUUGCUCUGGACUCUGAUUGGACAUGGUGCAAUAUCCAGAUUGAGCAGCAUCUUUUACCCAAAGUUUAGGAUACCAGCCCUCACAGUAUACGGUGUCAUAGCAGCCAGCAUUGCGUUGGGGAUUAAAGGUGUAGGUGUGCUGUUGCUACAUCUGGGCUUGUCCUUCUCAGUGGCCCAACUGAGAAAGCCUGCUGUGUCCUGGACCUGUAACCUGCUGCUCCUCUGCACCCUGCACAUCCAACCACUUCAAGAGAUCCAGAGAGGCUGGUAUGAGACCGAAGAGGAGUACUACCUGCUACUCUUCAGUGUUGCAGUCUGUGGUCUCCGUUUCAUCAGCUUCAGCCUGGAGCAUUGCUGGUGCCCUUUCGGCCGUAGUGGCGUUGUGCAGCUCUAUUGGCUGUUUUCAUACACUUUCUAUCAUCCCUUUUUCUACAAUGGACCCAUUAUCACAUACAAAGACUACAUUGAGCAGAUGCAGAGGCCUGCUGAGGAGAGUGACAGGGACAAAUCUGCUUUUAUUUACUUUGUGCUCCGAUCAGGACGGAUCAUACUGUGGUGGUGCAUUGCAGAAUACAUGAUCCAUGUAAUGUACAUGCACUCCAUCCAGUCUAAUGAAACUUACCUCGAAAUUCUCCCUCCUUGGGCUUUGGGUGGUCUGGCCCUGGCCCUCGUCCAGUUCUUCUAUGUGAAGUAUCUGGUACUGUUUGGCUUGCCGUCCAUGCUGGCCACUCUGGAUAAGCUUGUUCCCCCAAACCUACCUCGUUGUGUCAGCAUCAUGUACAGUUUCACAGGGAUGUGGAGGCAUUUUGAUGAGGGCCUGUAUCGAUGGCUCAUCAGAUACAUCUAUGUGCCGUUGGGAGGUUCACGGCAUGGUCUUCUAUGCAAAAUGUUGUCCACUGGCCUGGCGUUCGGAUUUGUCUGCCUAUGGCAUGGUGGCCAUGACUACUUACAAUACUGGGCCCUCAUGAAUUGGGUUGGAGUUCUGGUGGAAAAUGGACUGAACUCUUUCUUUGCCAUAUCUUUUAUUCACUCCAUUCUUGAGCAGAAUUUCUCUGCGGCAAUGAAAAGGCGUUGCGUUGCCCUUCUGUCUGCCUUCUCCACUGCCAUGCUCAUCCUCUCUAAUCUGGUGUUCCUUGGGGGGAUACAUGUUGGCAGAAUCUUCUGGAAGCGCGUCUUCAUUCAAGGAUGGUCUACCAUUGCUCCACCUAUGCUGGCUUUCCUCUACUGCUUUGCUCAGAUUGGACUCGAGUGGACUUCUCACCCACCAUGA